UUACAACGACUGGAAUGGCUGAGAAGAAGCUGAAUAAGGACAAACAGACCAAAUGCAGCCACUGCAAAAAGGACUUCAUUGACCCCAGAAGGCUACCCUGCGGCCACUGUGUCUGUGGAAUGGGAAAAGGACGAAUGUGUGCGGCCGAGUUACUGGAAUCUGCUGACAGAAAAUGUCCGUUUCCUUCAUGUGGCAAAAAGAUACCGGAAACAGUGAAAGAUGUGGUUGGAUUCUUGCCAGCGGCAUGGCUGAACCAGCAGGGUCUUCCUGGCACCGAAGCGGAGUCUUGGGAAAAUGAAAAGCUCUUACAAACAAUUAAGCGCAAUGAGGAAAAGAUACAGCAUCUGGAGGACGAACUCAGGGAUAACGGAGACAAUGACAAAAAACUUGAGGAUGAGGUCCGCGAGCUCAAAAAACUGGUGGAGCAAUUACGUAUGGACCAACGUCAGGAUCGAGAGCAGAGAACUAGGCUUGAAGAGGAAGUGGAUACUUUGAACAAACUCUUGCGAGAAAACUUUGAUAACGACAAGGAGGUUGCACGCAGGGUGGAUAUUUUGCAAAGGGAACUGCGGGUUAAUGGAAUUAAUGAUUACAAACUGGCGAAGGAAGUAGAAGAAAUUCAAAACACGCUCGAACUGAGGAGACCAAAAACAAAGAUCGAUAGGACAACUGAUGUUCGCCAAGAAAGUAGCUCAGCCGCGUGGAAAGGUGCGGACUUCAUGUUGAAAGGGACAAAUGCAAAAGGCGUCGAAGAUAAAGCGACGCAGAUCAUUGAUGUUUUGAGAGGCUUUCCUGAAAACGAAUGGAUAUUAUUGGUUUACACAAAAAUGACGCAUCUGAGUGUACAGCUCAGCAAUUCAGGCGAAUUGAUGUCUAGGGUUGGAAAACAUGGGUAUAUGUUCAAUAUGCAACUAUUUGCUCAGCCAAAGUCUGACAAGAAAGAGCUCAAAUCGAUCAACUCAAUUGAUGCAAAAGCAGCUGCAGAGCAAAUGAAAGUAGCUCUUUUUCAGAUGGAAAAGAAGGCAAAGACGCAAACUGUUUCGACGGACGAUGUUAAGGAUGAACUCGUUUUUGGUUUGCAGUCAAAAAGAAUUAAGUGGGCUUAUAUGGCAGUGAUCGGAAAAGGUGAAGCAAAAAUGGAGUCAGUAUACGAUGAAAACCGACGAGUAUACGAAAAUUCAAAUCUAUUCACCGUUCACCUAUUUCUCUAA
This is a messenger RNA of Symsagittifera roscoffensis, 1211 nucleotides long. RefSeq lists its product as uncharacterized. Bases 15 to 1211 code for a protein of 398 amino acids. The transcript is spliced from 5 exons. The record is from RefSeq and is a predicted model, not a curated record. Lineage: Eukaryota; Metazoa; Xenacoelomorpha; Acoela; Convolutidae.